AUGGUGAAUGCUUACUGUAGAUUAGGCAAUGUGGGUGACGCUAAUGUGAAAAAAGAUGUGGAUAGUGCUUUUAGGACUUUUAGGGUGAUGCCCGACAAGGGUUGUGCAAGAGAUGUGGUUUCGUAUAAUGUGUUGAUUCAUGGGUUAUGUGAGGCUGGGAGGAGUGGCGAGGCAUUUGAGUUGUUUGGUAAUAUGGAGAAGGAUGAGUGUGUACCAGAUGCGCCGACUUAUAAUGUUCUUGUUCAUGCUUUGUGUAGAGGGGGGAGGAGGUUAGAAGGGAUGAAUUUGUUUAAGGAGAUGAAGGAGAAGGGGUGUGAGCCUAGUGUAAAUACUUAUAAUGUGCUUAUUACUAGCCUGUGUGACGAAAAUAAGGUUGAGUAUGCUAGAAAGGUUCUGGACCUGAUGUCGAAGAAAGGGUUGGUUCCAGAUGUCGUCACGUACAAUGCAUUGAUUGAUGGGUAUUGCAAGGAUGGUGCGGUUGAGGUUGCGUUUGAGAUUCUGGGUUUGAUGGAAUCUAGCAAGUGUCGUCCGAAUGCUCGCACGUUUACUGAAUUGAUUCAUGGGUUUUGUAAAAGGAAUAAUGUGCACCAAGCGAUGGCGCUUCUUGAUAGGAUGCUUGAAAUGAAGCUGUCACCAGACCGGAUUACAUAUAAUUCGUUGAUCAAUGGGCAGUGUAAAGCAGGUCAUGUAGAUAGUGCUUAUAGGUUGCUCAAUUUGAUGAAACAUAGUAGUUUAGUUCCUGACCAGUGGACUUACAGUGUUAUCAUCGACAGUCUCUGUAAGUUAGGGAGAUUAGAAGAAGCUCAAGUCCUCUUUGAUUCCCUCAAGGAGAAAGGCAUCAAGUCUAAUGAGGUGAUAUUUACUGCUUUACUUGAUGGUUACUGCAAGGUUGGGAAAAUCGAUGAUGCUCGCACUUUAUUUGAUAGAAUGUGUGCUGAGGGUUGUUUCCCAAACUCAUAUACUUACUGUGCGUUCCUAGGUGGGCUGUGCAAGGAAGGAAAAACAAAGGAAGCAUUAUCAGUGGUGGAACAGAUGUUAAGUGCUGGUGUGAAGCCUACAGUCCACACGUGUAACAUUCUAAUUAACCAUGUGCUGAAAGAAGGGGAUUUCAACCAUGCUCAGAGGUUUCUAAAUGAAUUUGUUUCUCUUGGUUACCGACCUGAUGCAGUUAUGUACGGUACAUUUGUUCAUGCAUACUGCAGCAUAGGUAAUAUUAAAGAAGCAGAGAAGGUAAUGAUUAAGAUGGAUGGAGAAGGAGUUUCUGCAGAUUCAUUGACUUAUGCAUUUUUGAUCGAGGCAUAUCUCCGUUUGGGAUUAGUAGAGUCUGCAUUUGAUGUCUUUAGGCGCAUGUUUGAUGCUCAUUGCAACCCUUGUCAUCGCAUCUAUUCAUUACUAAUCAAACACCUGUCAAAUGAAAAGUUGCUGAAGAGCAACGAUAAUGUAGUAGGACUUCAUAUGGUUUCAAGUGUACCAUCAGCUGAUAUAUGGAAGACAGUGGAUUUUGAAAUUGGUUUAGAGCUCCUUGAGAAGAUGGAUGAACAUGGUUGUGCGCCGAAUAUGAACACUUACAGCGAGCUCAUAGUAGCAUUUUGCAGAGUUAGGAACUUGGAAGUAGCCCGUAAGUUGUAUGCUCAUAUGAGAGAUAACAGCAUUUCUCCCAGUGAGGAUAUUUGUAAUUCUCUUCUUAAAUGUUGCUGCGAGUUGAAAGUGUAUGGAGAAGCCGCCAUUCUGGUGGACACUAUGAUACAGCUCGGUUAUUUACCAGCAUUGGAGUUCUGCAAAUUGCUUGUAUGUGGACUUUUUGAAGAAGAGAACAACGAGAAGGCAAAAUCUGUUUUUUGCAGAAUACUUUGUUGCGCAUAUAACUACGAUGAAGUAGCUUGGAAAGUUCUUCUUGAAGGUUUACUUAAAAGAGGUCAUAUCAACAGAUGCUCUGAGAUGGUAACCGUCAUCGAGCAUAUGGGUUACAAACUUCAUCCUGAGACCUAUUCAAUGUUGAUCGAGGGAUUUGAUGGAAUAUAAACAUACUGAUCUUCAAUGUUGUCUCACCUGUAUAUCUUUUAAUCAGCUCGGAAGAGUGGAUCAUAGAUUAACAUAGAUUUU
Messenger RNA from Fragaria vesca subsp. vesca, 2103 nucleotides. Its product is annotated as pentatricopeptide repeat-containing protein At5g65560-like. The transcript is spliced from 2 exons. The record is from RefSeq and is a predicted model, not a curated record. Bases 1 to 2022 code for a protein of 673 amino acids. Gene Ontology annotation, molecular function: protein binding. NCBI's taxonomy places the organism in Eukaryota, Viridiplantae, Streptophyta, Magnoliopsida, Rosales, Rosaceae.